Molecule: messenger RNA, 1857 nt
Organism: Harpia harpyja (harpy eagle)
Lineage: Eukaryota; Metazoa; Chordata; Aves; Accipitriformes; Accipitridae
Gene: TFDP1
Product: transcription factor Dp-1
Exons: 11
Coding region: 212-1450 (412 amino acids)
Biological process (GO): regulation of cell cycle; regulation of transcription by RNA polymerase II
Cellular component (GO): nucleus; transcription regulator complex
Molecular function (GO): DNA-binding transcription factor activity, RNA polymerase II-specific; RNA polymerase II transcription regulatory region sequence-specific DNA binding
Source: RefSeq, a predicted model, not a curated record
GGGCUUAGGGGGUGAAUUGGUGAUGACAGGAAACUUUUUCCCCGCUAAAUUGUAUUUGGUGGUAGGCAGUAAUUUCAAUCGUAAAAACUUUCCCUCCUUUCGUUUUUGUAGCUGAUGUUGUCUUCGCUUGCUUUCUAGAAAAUAGCAUCGUUGUCUCUGUGUCCUGCAGCCGUCAAGAUUUUAAGAGGACUGAUUUCUAGUCUUUGGUAACAUGGCAAAAGAUGCUGGACUAAUUGAAGCCAAUGGAGAGCUUAAGGUGUUUAUAGACCAAAACCUAAGUCCUGGAAAAGGUGUUGUUUCUCUAUUGGCUGUUCAUCCUUCUACAGUAAAUACGCUUGGAAAACAGCUCCUGCCAAAAACAUUCGGACAGUCUAAUGUCAACAUUGCACAACAAGUGGUUAUUGGUACACCUCAGAGACCUUCAGCGCCAAAUACUAUCCUGGUAGGAAGUCCACAUACACCCAACACACAUUUUGUAUCACAGAACCAGACUGCAGAUUCUUCGCCGUGGUCUGCUGGGAAGCGGAACAAAAAAGGAGAGAAGAAUGGCAAGGGUUUACGUCAUUUCUCUAUGAAGGUUUGUGAGAAGGUACAAAGAAAAGGAACCACCUCAUACAAUGAGGUGGCAGACGAGUUGGUUGCAGAAUUCAGUACCACUGAUAAUCACAUUUCACCAAAUGAAUCACAGGCUUAUGACCAGAAGAAUAUUAGACGACGUGUCUAUGAUGCCUUAAAUGUCCUUAUGGCCAUGAACAUUAUCUCUAAGGAGAAGAAGGAAAUCAAAUGGAUUGGUCUACCUACUAACUCGGCUCAGGAAUGUCAGAAUUUAGAGGUGGAGAAACAGAGAAGACUUGAAAGAAUAAAGCAAAAACAGUCUCAACUACAAGAACUCAUUCUACAGCAAAUUGCCUUCAAGAACCUCGUUCAGCGAAACCGUCAAGCAGAACAACAGGCAAAUCGACCGCCACCGUCCAAUUCUGUCAUCCAUUUGCCAUUUAUCAUUGUAAACACCAGCAAGAAGACAGUGAUUGACUGCAGUAUUUCAAAUGACAAGUUUGAAUAUCUAUUUAAUUUUGACAAUACUUUUGAAAUUCAUGAUGAUAUAGAAGUACUAAAACGAAUGGGUAUGGCUUGUGGCCUAGAAUCUGGAAGCUGUUCAGCAGAGGACCUAAAAAUUGCAAGGAGUUUGGUUCCUAAAGCUCUGGAACCAUAUGUGACAGAAAUGGCUCAGGGAUCAAUCAGCAGUGUGUAUGUCACAUCUUCAUCAGGUUCUGCAUCAAAUGGCACAAGAUUUUCAGCCAGUGACUUUUCCAAUGGUGGAGAUGGGAUGUUGGCUACAAGUUCCAAUGGAUCUCAGUACAGUGGCUCCAGAGUUGAAACACCAGUUUCUUAUGUUGGGGACGAUGAUGACGACGAUGACGAUUUUAAUGAAAACGAUGAUGACGACUGAUGCCCUUUGCUUGUAGACUAUUUUUUGUUAAAAUUCAGCAAGCUUCAGGAAUAAAUUGUUCUAGGGAGAAGUGUCUCAUUAAUUUGCCCCAUCCCUCAAGGGAAAUAUUGGUAAGCAGUUUUGAGUUUAGAAAUUGCACCUCUGAUAAGCAAACAAGGAUUGUUUUAUGUAGGAUAUUUUUAAAUGUGGUGUGGAUGUGUGUUUUUGAUACCAGUGUGUUAAUGCAGAGCCUUUAUUUACUCUUGUUUUAGGGGUUUUUGGUUUGUUGGUUGUUUUUUGUUUGGGUUUUUUUUUUUUUUUUACUUGAAGGAAAAUGGAUUUUGCCCCAAAUGUUCUUGCGAAGUUUGCUAAAGAAAAUGUAGACACAUCAUUGAGAAAUAAAAUGCUAUCCUUCUGUGGAAAAUGAA